Messenger RNA from Phaedon cochleariae (mustard beetle), 1030 nucleotides. The record is from the annotation of a GenBank genome assembly. NCBI's taxonomy places the organism in Eukaryota, Metazoa, Arthropoda, Insecta, Coleoptera, Chrysomelidae.
AAUGACAGUGAUAGUAAAUUCCUGUUUUUUUUUCAGGCGUCGACGAUCGACGGUCGCCGUAAGGGGGCUUGCCUCUUCUGCCAAGAGUACUUCAUGGAGCUGUACCUGCUGGCCGAGUUGAAGACCAUCAGCCUCAAGGUGACCACCGUCGACAUGCAGAAGCCGCCGCCCGACUUUCGCACCAACUUCGAGGCGACGCCGCCCCCGAUCCUGAUCGAUCGCGGCAUGGCCAUCUUGGAGAACGAGAAGAUCGAGCGGCACAUCAUGAAGAACGUGCCCGGCGGGCACAACUUGUUUAUACAGGACAAAGAAGUAGCCACAUUGAUCGAGAACCUAUAUACAAAAUUCAGAAAGUAUGUGAGGAAAUUCGAGUCACCCGACACGACAGACUGCCAACAGCCUCUUCUUUCUCAUCUUGAACGCAUCAACGACUUCAUGGCCAAAAGAGGCACCAGGUUCCUUACCGGUGAUACUAUGUCUUGUUUUGACUGCGAACUGAUGCCAAGACUGCAGCACAUCCGCAUCGGCGCGAAAGCCUUCCGCAAAUUCGAGAUCCCGCCGACGCUCACCGCCCUCUGGACGUACAUGGCCAACAUGUACGAGCUGGAGGCGUUCGUGCAGAGCUGCCCCGCCGACCAGGACAUCAUCAGCCACAUCAAGAACCAGCUGGGGCUGCGCACGACGGCGCGCAUCGAGCUCGAGACGCCCGUCUACUCGACGGCCAUUCCCGUGCUGGAGAGCUCCUAGGUGGGUGUGGUUUGUUUCCCUUUGAAUCAACACAAUCAAAGACCCAUUUCCAUGUGAAGGAUUCAAGGUGCAGUUCAUCAGAGAGUCAAAGUGCUGCCAUGAACGUUAACGUCAGGAAUCAGGGUCUCCCAAAAAGUUUUGAAUUGAGGAUUCCGCUCAUUUCAACAUGAAUGAAUGUUCAUAUCAAAACAAACAACCAAAAAUAACCAAUACAAAACGAAAAUUGAAUACUGUCAGUUUGCUUCAUUAUUUGAAGUUUUCUCUCCUCGUUUCUAUAAAAGAA